Penicillium salamii is the source of this 399-nucleotide messenger RNA. Lineage: Eukaryota; Fungi; Ascomycota; Eurotiomycetes; Eurotiales; Aspergillaceae. The record is from the annotation of a GenBank genome assembly.
AUGGAUAGUCCAACCUCAACCUCAACCUCUUCUCAAGCCACCACCAUGUCUACAGGACCUGAUUCCAAGAUCCAAGAUCUUCUCAACAAGCCCAAGAGCGAGCUCACAGAGUAUGAGGUUGCUCAGGUUGAGGAGUUCGAGCUCACUUCCGGCCCGCUGUCCCUCCUCCACACCGCAUGCCGCAGCCACACCCAGGUCCUGAUUUCCUGCCGUAACAACCGCAAGCUCCUGGCCCGUGUCAAGGCUUUUGACCGACACUUCAACAUGGUUCUCGAGAACGUGAAGGAGAUGUGGACCGAGAAGCCCAAGGGCGGCAAGGGCAAGGGCGUUAACAAGGAUCGCUUCAUCAGCAAGAUGUUCCUGCGCGGCGACAAUGUCAUCCUUGUUCUGCUCAGCUGA